AUGUUGAGCUUCGUGAAGUGUGGAUUAGGUUUUCUCAUCCGAUUCUUCUUCCGUUCCGUUCAAGCUGCUAUGAGGUGCUUCUUCGGAUUCAGAGAUAAUAGCCGUCAUCAUCUCCCUGAACCUCUUCUUGUUUCCACCGCACCUUCUCCCUCUACAACAACGGAUACGGUGAUAUCUGAGAAUCGUUUGUGCUCGUUGUUAUGGAAAGAGAAUGGAGAUUCAGCUAGGAAUGCUGCUGAUGAGGUUUCUCUGAACGAUGAGGCAAAGUUUCUUCAAGCUUGCGGUGCGAUAGCAAGAACGCCUCCUGAAAUUCGCGAAACAUCGGCGAAAUUGAAAGUGUCACCCGCUUGCGAAAGCGAUAGCGACACUUCAAGGUUUCAUUCCUGGCUUCCCAAUACUUCUGUCGAGAAACUUCAGCUGGAUGUCCAUUCUUUUGAGCACACUCCUAGCAGCUUUGUCUUCAAGGCACAGGACCCUCAAUAUGACUCUCCUGACUAUGUGGAAGGAAGUUGGACUAGGAGUCCUCAUACUGCAUAUAAGACUAGAAAGAAUGAAGCUUGGACAGGCACCGAGACUCAGAAGAAAAACAAAUCGGUGCGCUUUGAAUCUGGGAAUGAUCUAGUAUCAUAUCAAAGCCCGCCAGUUGAUGGUGAUGUGCAGAAAAACAAGUCACUGAAAAGCCAAACUGCAAGUAAUCAAUCACCUGAUCCUACCCCGUUGAAGUUGUUUGAUGAGAUGCAAACACCUGGAACCGUAUACCCAACCUCAUUAGAUGACCUAUGCGAUGGUAAGCGUCGUGUUCGGUCACAAUUUGUCUAUACAAAUUGCAAUGCUGGCGAGAAUCUCCUGCUGACCAAGUUACUUGAAGUGCAAGGUUUUAACCCCGAGCACGAUUCAAGUGAGCUGGGUGUUUCAGUCGAGCAAGAACAUAAGCUGGAAGCAAGUUUAUCUUCUUGGUUAGAACCUGCAUCAAUCAAUAUGGAAGAGGGAAACUGGGAAAUGGAGUCUGGUGCUGAUUUUGAGAUCCUGCAAUCUGCUGACACGCCUAAUAUUGGGGUGGUUCCUGCUCAAUUGAAUGAAGAUGAGGAUUCUCAUUUUGUUUCUCCGAAGAGGCCUGAAGUCAAUGGAAUACCAAACACGACCAAGAAGUACAAGGAGGAUCAGACAGUAAAAUGGCAUGCAACGCCAUUUGAAGAGAGACUGGAUAAGGCGUUAUCCGAGGAGAAACAUCUCUCUCAAAGGAAACUUGCCUUUGCAAAACCAAUGGCCUUUGAGGAUAUUGAGGAGUGA
Lathyrus sativus (Indian pea) is the source of this 1290-nucleotide messenger RNA. NCBI's taxonomy places the organism in Eukaryota, Viridiplantae, Streptophyta, Magnoliopsida, Fabales, Fabaceae. The record is from the annotation of a GenBank genome assembly.